CCCAUACAUUUCUCAAAUCAGCACGUGAUAUUUGAAGAUGUGUGUUACUUGCGCUAAGGCAGCCCAUCUAUUGACUUCUCUUGGGCAGGUGACAGUGUGGUUUGUACCGUAGGAAGCUGAUUUGGUUUUGGGAGGUGACGAAGGGAAAGAUUGUACAUACUCAAAGGGCUACAUGAAGAGACAGGCUAUUUUCUCAUGUCGUACUUGUACUCCUGAUGGCAAUGCUGGUGUCUGUACAGGUUAUAGCUUAUCUUGCCAUGACAGGCAUGAGAUUGUAGAAUUGUGGACGAAGAGAAACUUCAGGUGUGAUUGUGGAAAUUCAAAGUUUGGAGAGUUCUACUGCAAGCUCAUGGCAGAUAGAGAACCAGUAAAUUCAGAAAACUCAUACAACCAGAAUUAUAAAGGUGCAUACUGCACAUGUCAUCGCCCUUAUCCCGACCCAGAUGUCGAAGAGCAGGUGGAGAUGAUACAGUGCUGUAUUCGUGAAGAUUGGUUUCAUGAGAACCAUUUAGGCUUUGAACCCUCUGACAAGAUGCUAGUUUAUACAGCUAAACCCGGUCUUUGUACCUGCUUGUUGUUUAGAGACAAUUUUCACUUGCAAGCCGACCAACUUAGUACCACGAGAAAUGUUUGCAGCUCCAGUUACAAGCAGCGAGUAAAGUAGUCUUCUUUUCACAAAUGACAAUCUUGAUUCAUCAUUGGUGAGGGUUGUGAUCUCUUUAAUAUAAUCAGGUGAACUUAUCAGGCUGUUUGAUGCUCAUUCCUAAAGUCUGCUUCUUGUACUUAUGAUGGGUUGGGCCGUGUAUAGUCCUGGAGAUGAAUGAUGGACUGCCAUUUUGGUGAGGUGCAGAACACCGUUGGCAAGGUUUUCAUAUUAACUUGUUGGCAAGCUACUAUUGUACUGUUACUGCAGAAACACCAUUGGGUGGUGUGAGUGUUCUUUUUUUUGUUCCCUUUGUACAUAGAUUUUCAUUUCUGGUUUUGUUUGUUCUUUUUCAUUUCUCCUAAACAAAAAAAGAUAAAAAAAAUAAGAAAGAGACAUUUCUAACAUAAUUUUCUAAUAACUAUGCGUGGGUUUUAUAAUCAUGCAAUAGA
Molecule: messenger RNA, 1095 nt
Organism: Papaver somniferum (opium poppy)
Lineage: Eukaryota; Viridiplantae; Streptophyta; Magnoliopsida; Ranunculales; Papaveraceae
Product: putative E3 ubiquitin-protein ligase UBR7
Exons: 4
Coding region: 173-664 (163 amino acids)
Cellular component (GO): cytoplasm
Molecular function (GO): ubiquitin protein ligase activity; zinc ion binding
Source: RefSeq, a predicted model, not a curated record